AUGCCUUCCUCUGAGCAGUCAGUUGACACUAUCACACAAUAUUUCCUUCAAUACUGUCCAGAUCAGAACUCUGGUCCCAUGGCCACGUCCCAAGGCACCCAUUCAGUGCAAAUAGCAGUCCCAGGCACCACAAUGGAUUUGACAAAAACAGUAACUGUGACAGAGCCUCCUUCCACCCCCCCAGUCCCCCUUACUCUACAGUCUAUUCCCGGUCCUUCUGCCUUUGGGAAAUGCUCCGCUUCCCAUGCCGGAUUCACCAAGCUGCCAGAAGGGAAGAGGGUGAGAAUUGUGGAUCUAACCAUGGAUGACGAGAUCAAAGUUGAAGUCAGCCCUGUUGAUUUUGCCUUCGAUGCUCAGCCUGCUGACUCCUCAUCUUGGCACAAUAAAGCCAAGUCAUUUGAGGAAGAAUUGAUCAGCGAGAUGCACCUGAUCAUCAUUCUCAGACGUCAGAUGGAUGUGUUGAAGAAGGAGAAUCAAUGUUUACACAAAGCACUGGAACAUCAGGGUGGGGACAGUUCUGACCAGCACUCAGACACUUGA
This is a messenger RNA of Dacryopinax primogenitus, 540 nucleotides long. RefSeq lists its product as uncharacterized. The transcript has 3 exons. Lineage: Eukaryota; Fungi; Basidiomycota; Dacrymycetes; Dacrymycetales; Dacrymycetaceae. Bases 1 to 540 code for a protein of 179 amino acids. The record is from RefSeq and is a predicted model, not a curated record.